AUGCCCUCUCAUAGUGAUGCAGUCCAUAGUGUGGGUGGUUCUCCUGUGGAGUCCCCUGCAGUGUCUUCUGUAGUAGCUAGUACAGUCCAUAGUGCGGUGGAUACCCCUGCGGGGAUCACUGCUGAUAGACUUGUAGUAGAUAGGGCGGUGUGUUCUCCUGCGGGGAGCCCUGCCGGUAGUGGUGCCGGGACUAAUGCGGGUGCCCAUGAUGCCCCAGGCCGGUCAGCAAUUGGGGCGGUGGCUAUCAUCCCCUGCGGCCCUUGUGUCAGAGCCAAGAAGACAUGUGUCAGGGCUACGGCGGGGCAGUGUGAGCUGUGCAAGGCGCAGCAUAACACCUGCAACAUAGACGGGCGGGCACCUCGUACCCAGAGCACACCCGGCAGCGGCAGCACCACGGCCCCCAAGCCCAAGCGGAAGCGCCCCACCCUUGCAGAGCAGCGGGAGCAGCUGAGCACGUGGCGGAAGAAGGUCCAGGCCAUCCGGGCCCAACUGGAGCGCACCACGGAUCGAGCCACCAACCGGGUCCACGACAAAGAACACCCUAUUACGGCACGUGAGCUCGCCAUCCUCAUGGAAGACAUGACGGAGGAUCUCGCUGAGCAACUCACCUCGGUCAGCAAGAUGCUGCAGAACGCUCGGGACCGACUCUGA
Trichosporon asahii var. asahii CBS 2479 is the source of this 651-nucleotide messenger RNA. RefSeq lists its product as uncharacterized. NCBI's taxonomy places the organism in Eukaryota, Fungi, Basidiomycota, Tremellomycetes, Trichosporonales, Trichosporonaceae. The transcript has a single exon. The coding region runs from base 1 to 651 and encodes 216 amino acids. The record is from RefSeq and is a predicted model, not a curated record.